CUGGGAAACAUAAUCAGUAGUUCUUUGAUCGUCUGAUCUGUCGGGCGGCAGACACUGCUCACGAAAUCAGUUAUGAAAAAGUGCCGCGCCUCCUGCAGGAUUGCGAUUAUCGGAGGAGGUGCCUCGGGCGUAGCGGCUGCCACGCGGCUCAUGGAGAAUGGCUUCUGUCAUGUACAGAUCCUGGAGGCGGAGGACUACAUCGGUGGAAGGAUCCGUACCAUACCAUUCGCAGAUAACGUUGCCGACCUGGGUGCGCAAUGGUGCCAUGGAAUGAAAAACAACUGUGUCUACGACAUGGUCAAGAAUUUGGAUGUCGUGACGCCUACUGGAGAUUUCUUUAACGAUGUGGCUAUGGUACGAUCCAACAAGGAAGUAGUUCCUUCAGAGCUUGGACACAAAUUUCACGAGAUGGCCUUUGGUAGCAUGCCAAAUGAUACGACACCUGUUGUAGGAUGUAUGGGUAGCUACCUGGUGGAACACUUCUGGAAGGAAAUAGAAAAGCAGAUUCCCGACGUCGAUCGUGAGCUGGCCGCCGAGUUUCUUGAGUCCUUCCAGAAACACGAAAGCUCCAUCGAGGGUUCCGACAAUCUCUUUGAGAUUUCCGGGCGCGGUCAUCUGGAGUACGAGGAAUGUGAAGGCGAUCAACUUGUCCACUGGCGUACCAAAGGAUAUGCGAGGUUCCUUCGGUUACUGAUGAAAGUUAGCGAAGAUGAGCCCAGCCAGCUGGGAUUGCUCAAUGGAUGUGUGAAACUGGGAAAGAAAGUGACUCAAAUCCAACUACUUCCAGGCCGUAAAGUUCAGGUUAAAUGCGAGGAUGAGUCCUUCAAGGUGGACCAUGUUAUCUGCACGGUGUCGCUGGGAGUUCUGCAAAAGGACAUGGAUACCCUGUUCAGUCCACCCCUUCCUCCAGCAAAAGUAAAUGCCAUCCGGAGCCUCAGACUCGGAACUGUCGAUAAAAUAUUCUUUGAGUAUGACACGCAUCCCUUUCCCAACAACUUUGUAGGCUUCUUUCCCCUUUGGAUAGAAAAGGAUUUAAAGGAGCUGCGAAAAUCGAAGCAUGCCUGGUUGGAGGGCAUUACUGGCAUUCACAAAAUUACUUGCCAGCCUCGGGUGGUGCUGGCUUGGGUGGGUGGAGUCCAUGGACGAAAGGCGGAGUUGCUAACGGAUGCAGAGUUCUUGGAAAGCAUGCAGUGGCUCUUCCGGAAGUUCCUCAGUUUCGAGAUGCCGGAACCCAAGCGCUUCAUGCGAACAAAAUGGCAUCAGAAUUCAAACUUUCGCGGGAGCUACAGCUAUCGCACAACGACAGCCGAUGAGAAUAAUACAGGUCCUUGGGACUUGGCAUCCCCCAUCAUGGGCGAAGAGAACCAUCCAAGCCUAAUGUUUGCCGGGGAAGCAACCAGCAGGACUCAUUUUUCUACGGUCCAUGGAGCAGCGGAGGCAGGAUGGCGCGAGGCGGAUCGCUUGAUAGAAUAUUACGCUAUCUGUAACUGAUAUUCUCUUUAUCUUUGAUCCUUGGAUACAAAAUUCUCAAUCUUUUGUUAAAUAAUAUUGAAUUUAUUUCAAAUACCAGUUUUUGUAGUUCACUGAAUUAAAUUUUUGUAUAUUUUAUAAAAAAAA
Messenger RNA from Drosophila ananassae, 1617 nucleotides. Its product is annotated as spermine oxidase. The transcript has a single exon. Bases 73 to 1491 code for a protein of 472 amino acids. The record is from RefSeq and is a predicted model, not a curated record. Gene Ontology annotation, molecular function: polyamine oxidase activity. NCBI's taxonomy places the organism in Eukaryota, Metazoa, Arthropoda, Insecta, Diptera, Drosophilidae.